Gilbertella persicaria is the source of this 1664-nucleotide messenger RNA. RefSeq lists its product as uncharacterized. The coding region runs from base 29 to 1642 and encodes 537 amino acids. The record is from RefSeq and is a predicted model, not a curated record. Gene Ontology annotation, cellular component: cytoplasm. Gene Ontology annotation, molecular function: zinc ion binding. The transcript is spliced from 6 exons. Lineage: Eukaryota; Fungi; Mucoromycota; Mucoromycetes; Mucorales; Choanephoraceae.
UUUCAUUUUCUUUCUUCUUACUGUUAAUAUGAGACUGGCCGUCUAUGGCUGUGUAUCCUCCAUGCUAGCUAUUGGAGUAGUCCUUUCUGCUAUGCACCAACGUUCCAACUUUUAUGCUGCCUGCAUUCACCUUUCCAAGUCAAGUGCCUGUAUGAUGAUAUUACUCAAUAUGGGUUUUAUAUUAUCAGUCUUGUUUGGAAAGGCUCUACAGACUAUCUUUUUUGGUAGACUAAGAGCUAUUGAAGUCGAGCAUUUGUAUGAAAGAUCAUGGUAUGCAGUGACAGAGACUUGUUUAGCCAUGACUAUAUUUCGAGAAGAAUUUGAUCUGCAGUUUAUUGUGGUCUUUACUACACUUUUGUUCCUCAAGAUUUUCCAUUGGUUAUGUCAAGAUCGUGUUGAGUUUAUGGAACAAUCCCCUACCAAUCGAUUGGCGUUUCAUGCCCGAAUUGUCAAUUUGCUGGCCUUGUUGCUCAUCAUUGAUGUCUUGUUGGCUCACCAUGCUAUUAGUGUCACAUUUGAAAAGGGACCUACUAUGAUGAUUAUGUUUGGAUUUGAAUAUACAAUCCUUAUUUGUUCUAUUGUGUCUACCAUUGGAAAAUACAUCUUAAAUGUGGUCGAUAUGCAAUCAGAACAAACAUGGGAAGGCAAAUCCAUGUAUGUCUUUUACCUGGAUUUAGUGGCAGAUUUUUUCAAGCUGAUUACUUAUCUCGGCUUCUUUUUGUAUAUCUGUCUGAACUAUCAAUUGCCUCUUCAUAUUAUUCGAGAUGUGUAUGUUACCUUCAGGUCCUUUGUACAGAAAUGUAGAGAUCUUUAUCGAUACCGUCGUGCUACUCGUAAUAUGAAUGAGCUUUAUCCUGAUGCUACUGCAGAAGAUUUAAGUCGGUCAAGCGAUAGUACAUGUAUUAUUUGCAGAGAAGAAAUGCAAGUGACUGAAGUGACUGAAGUGACUGAAGAGGAGAAUCCUGAAGCUGCUGCUCAUCGAGAACAGAAUUUGGAUCAACCCAAGAAGUUGCCUUGUGGACAUAUAUUCCAUUUCCACUGCUUAAGAAGUUGGCUAGAAAGGCAACAGACAUGUCCUACAUGUCGUCGCUCUGUAUUAGCAGAAAACACUACAGCUGAUCCAGCUCAACCUCAGCAGCCUCAGCAACAGCAACAGCAACAGCAACAGCAACAGCAGCCUCAGCAACAGCAGCCUCAACAACAGCAACAGCAACACCCUCAAUCUCAACAAGCAAAUACCAGUGUCUCUUUCCCUUCCAUUACAUCAAACCAACAACCUUCUUUUAGUGUACUUACACCUUCCAACCAACCUUCUUCCAUACCUGGAUUAAUUCCUUUAGUCCCAAUGCAUCAAGCUCAGACUACAAUACCUGCCAAUUUAUCUGAGGAAGAAUUGCGUAUCUUAUCAACAACCACAAGAGAAGCAAUAGAACAACGCUUCCGUAUUUUGGAAACUGUACAAAACCAAAUAUUCCAGUCUAUGCAGACACUUGCUCAAGUCAUGAGUAUCAUGCCACAAAAUGAAACUACAGAGAGUUCUGCACCACCACCACCAGCAGACGAAGCAAGUGAAAAGAAAAAAGGAAAAAUGCCUGAUCAUGGUCCAAGUAGUAGUAGUCAACCUUUAUUUGAAGAACAAUAAACUUUUUUUUUUUAUUUUUUUU